Frankliniella occidentalis (western flower thrips) is the source of this 2075-nucleotide messenger RNA. RefSeq lists its product as uncharacterized. Bases 85 to 1542 code for a protein of 485 amino acids. The record is from RefSeq and is a predicted model, not a curated record. Gene Ontology annotation, cellular component: extracellular matrix. The transcript is spliced from 5 exons. NCBI's taxonomy places the organism in Eukaryota, Metazoa, Arthropoda, Insecta, Thysanoptera, Thripidae.
GCUCAUUCGCUUUCGCCGCUGCUGCAGGUCGGCGUGCUGCUCGCCACCCUGGCGGCCUGCGUGCUGGGCGCGCCGAGCGCGGCGAUGGACGCCCCGGCCGCAGUCACGUCGGAGCAGAAGCAGCAGCCGAUGGAGCCGGGCCCACAGCCGGCCACAGAGUCCGAGGGGCACGCCAGGGACAAGCGUCGGCUGCCCGACCCCGGCUUCGUCAUCCCAGCCACGCCCAUGGGCUUCACUAAGCAGCAGCAGCAGUCGCAGCCGCAGCAGGCGCCCGCCGGCGCCCCCACCAACCCCCGGGAGAAGCACUCCGUGCAGUCCCCGCCCCGGCAGAAGAAGCUCUUCUACCCGCACGGCUCCGCGUCUGCCGGCCGUGACGAGCACAUGAAGGCCCUGCAGAACUUCCUGGGGCAGACCAGGAAGCUGGGCGUCCCGGACGAGCAGGCCCUCAAGCUGCUCGACAAGGAGCUGAACAAGGCCAAGCGGCAGCAGGGAGCGCAGCGGCCCGUGUACCACGCCACGCCGCUCAAGCCCUACGGCUCGCUCAUCAACUUCAACAGCGCGCCGUACGAGAAGCACCAGCUCAAGGGCCCCAUGAAGCCCAUCAGGGAGCAGCAGAACGACAUCCCACCGCCGACCAAACCCCUCGUCGUCGAGUCGGACCGGCAGAUCCUGAGGUCGGCCGCCGCCGCCCCGGGCGCGCACACCGAGGCCGUGGUGGUGCCGAGCGGGCCGCUGCCCGUGUCUGUACCCAUGCUGGUGCAGACCCAGCAGGCGCAGCAGCAGGCCCCGCAGCAGUACCCCGCCCAGAAGCACACGACCGCCCUCGCGCUGCCCAGCGCCCAGCCCAGCGGGCAAGCCGCCUACCAGGCCGUCGCCCUGCCCGUCCAGGCCUACCAGCAGCAGCCCGCCUACCAGCCCUCCUACCAGACCGCCUACCAGCCGCUCGAGGCGCACGCCACAGUCCUGCAGGAGGCGCAUCUCCAGCACGCCGUCGAGGCCCACGACCCGUCUGACAACGCGGUGAACAUCGAGGCUCUGCAGAGCUAUGCCCCCCAGCAGGAGGAGCACGUCGUGCACCGCCAGCCCCUGGUGGUGCCGCAGUCCGUCCAGCACGUCCAGGUGCAGCAGGUGCAGGAGGUGCAGCAGGGCCCCGUGUACGUCUACGAGCAGGAGCAGGCCAGAGUCCCCGAGGCCGAGGUGCACGUCGAGCUGCCGAAACAGGUCGCCGUCGUCGAGCCCGCCCAGCACGCCGUCGUGGCGGCGCCCGGCCUCUACCGCGAGCAGAAGGAGCACCAGGAGUACGCCUCCCAGUAUCGGUUCGGCUACCGCGUCCGGGACGAGCACGGCGGCAACGACUUCGGCCACGCCGAGACCCGUGAGGGUAAGAUGACAAAGGGCGAGUACUUCGUGACGCUGCCCGACGGCCGGCUGCAGAGCGUCAAGUACUGGGCCGAUCCGAGCGGCUACCACGCCCACGUGUCGUACACCAACCACGCGUCGCACCCCGCCCCCGCCCCCCAGCACCAACCCCACCAGCACUGACGGGCAAGCCCUGCGCGGGGCGGGGCGGGGCAGCGCCCAGUGACCCCAAGCCUAGUCAGCUCGAGUCAGCUCUACGGCAACGGAUCGGUGGUCUUCGGACGUCAGAUUUAUUGAUCGAUUAUCAGAGCAGGAAAGAGAAUGAAUUUGAGACCAUUUAAUUUAAUUCGUGGGUGCUCGUGCGUCCUGAUUUCAGGAAUUUCGAGCACUGUUGUUUUUGUUUUAAGUUUGUAUUGUUUUUAUUUUGUGUUGUUGACUAGUGUGUAAGUUUCUGUUAUGUUUUCUUGUUAAGCGAUUAACGGUGUAAUAGGACCCAUGCCAAAGCUGUACAGAGAGUUCCGACGCGUUUUACUCCCAGGAUGAAGUCUGACGGGUAUUGCAGUUUCAUGUAACGGGCUGCAACCCCAAUGCUUAUGUAGUGGCAUUCACAAGACUGUGCAAUAAGUGUCAAAAUAUUUAUUACCUUAUAGUUACUUGUCACCGUUAUCGAUAAUGCACGCGCAAAAUGAGAAAAAAUAAAAAUAUUUCUAAAGAUA